Molecule: messenger RNA, 552 nt
Organism: Kwoniella shivajii
Lineage: Eukaryota; Fungi; Basidiomycota; Tremellomycetes; Tremellales; Cryptococcaceae
Exons: 5
Coding region: 1-552 (183 amino acids)
Source: RefSeq, a predicted model, not a curated record
AUGUCUAGCGCAAGUGAUAUUUUCAAUCAAGCUAAAUCAGCAGCUACAUCAGUAGCCAACACAGCUGUAAACACAGCUACUUCAUUAGCCAAUCAAGCCAGCACCCUUGCUUCCCAAGCUGCCAACUCGGACGCAGCAGCAAACGUUACUUCUCAAGUGCAAUCCAUCGGGUCUCAAGCAGUAUCAACAGCUGGUACUUUAGCUGGACAAGCUCAUGCCCAAGCUCACGCUUUAGCUCCUACAGUCGUACCUGCACCUUCAACAUCCACACUCACCACAGAAGGUAUUGAUAACAGAGGCGAUUUGAGUCCAACAGAUGAAGUUGGAAAAGCAAAAUUCGAAAAACUGUUCGAUAGUAGAUCAAAACCUGACGAGUUGAAAGAUAAAGGUAUCUUGAAAGGUGACCCCAAUGACGCUCUCGCCCACAAAAGAGCUGAGCUCGCAAAAGCAAUGAACAAGGACCAACUCGACAAGGAAAUUGCUCAAAGACCUCAACCAGAGGAGUUAGUCAAGAAGGGAAUCUUGAACCCCGAUGAAGCCCCACCUGUGUAA